This is a messenger RNA of Brienomyrus brachyistius, 5352 nucleotides long. RefSeq names its product polyamine-transporting ATPase 13A3-like. Gene Ontology annotation, molecular function: ATP hydrolysis activity; polyamine transmembrane transporter activity; ATP binding. The transcript is spliced from 32 exons. The coding region runs from base 626 to 4402 and encodes 1258 amino acids. Lineage: Eukaryota; Metazoa; Chordata; Actinopteri; Osteoglossiformes; Mormyridae. Gene Ontology annotation, cellular component: late endosome membrane. The record is from RefSeq and is a predicted model, not a curated record. Gene Ontology annotation, biological process: polyamine transmembrane transport; intracellular calcium ion homeostasis.
UAAUGCAAUGAUAUGAGCGGCGAUCUAAUUAAGGCAGUUAUUGCACUACAGUCUGCUCCUGAAGUGCCGCAUUACGCGGACCGGACAGCCAGGUUUUGCUGCUGCCACUUACAUCAUGCAGUGCCGCGCUUUUCCUGCCUGGACCGGCUGAUGCAUGCAGAUCCUCAGAAGCCCCGAACUACAUUUUCCUCAGGACUAUUAUGUGCUAAAUGUGACGCGGAAACUACAACUCCAGCGAUGCAACAGGGCCUGGGAGCCCGGCGCUUCCGCUGUCAGCUGUCAUCCGCGCAUUUCUAGCGGCGGUCCUGCGUGAUUCAGGAAAGCGAGGCAGAAACGCGUGCAGAAGGGGCACCUGCACCGCACCGGAGCGUAAAGCAGAUAAGGCACAAAAAGCAAUCGCUUUGCAGCCCAGUGAACCAGUUCUUUUUCGUACCAGGAUAUAUCUACUAAGAGCCCACGAAAGAGGAGAUGAUAUGUUGACCCAGACCCGGCUGCUGUUCAGACUGACCCAUCCUAGCAGGGUUUGGACCGUGGAUCCAGGCCCGUUCAGCUGACAUUGUAGUGCACACCGUGGGCUGUGGAGCUGGAAUAGGAGGGAGGUGCACCGCAAAGAGAGGUGGAGAGAAUGGAGAAGGAGCGGUGGAGGGAGAUGGAGAAGGUGGGCUUCCAGCUGGUGAACCGCGCGGAGGAAGAGGAGAUGGAGGUGUGUGGCUUCGUCCCCAGUCCCUGGAGGAUCUGUCUGCUCGUCCUGGGAUGUGUGCUGUCGGGGGGCCUCCUGGCCCUGCUGCUGCUCUGGGUCCCCCAGUGGAGCGUCCGUUGGGCCUGUGUGCCUGCCCCCCUCCCCCAGGCAUCUGUGCUGCUGCUACGCACUACUGAUGAGUUUGGGCGGUACUUCCGGGUCCGGAUCAAAACUCUGCAGAUUCCCCGUAUGGACCCUCCGGGGAUGGGUGUGGCCAGAGAGGGAGCUGGGGGCGUGGCCAGAGAGCAGGCGAUCACAGAGGACUGCGGCAAGGGGCCACAAGAGCAUGCACUCUAUUGGGAGGUACGAUGCUUUCGCCUGCAGUCUGUCACAUACAUGUGGAACUCAGAGGGCCGCAGUUACCAGCCGCUAGACACUCUGGACCAUGGCAUCCCCAUCGCAGACUUCUACUCCCUGCACAGCCAUGGGCUGUCAGCCAGGAGGCAGGAGAACAGGAGGCUGUUCUAUGGCAUCAACCAGAUUGAAGUAAAAGUGCCUUCGGUCCCCAAUCUGCUUGUCAAGGAGGUGCUCAACCCUUUCUAUAUUUUCCAAGUAUUCAGCGUUAUUCUCUGGUCUCUGGAUGAUUACUAUUACUACGCCUCAGCCAUCUUUCUGAUGUCACUGCUGUCUGUCUGUACCUCACUGUACACUGUCCGUAAGCAUUACAUCCUGCUCCAUGACAUGGUGUCUGCCCACAACGUGGUUCGAUGCUCCGUCUACAGGGGGGAUCAAGAGGUGGAGGAGAUCCUGUCCACUGACCUAGUGCCCGGUGAUGUCAUCAUCAUUCCGUCCAAUGGCAUGAUGAUGCCCUGUGAUGCAGCUCUGAUAGGUGGGACCUGCAUUGUUAAUGAAAGCAUGUUGACAGGGGAAAGUGUUCCUGUGACCAAGACCCAACUGCCGCUGCCCCCUAGUGGUGGUGACGAUGACAGGCUGCAGGAGCCCGCAUAUGACCCAGAGGAGCACCGAAGACACACACUUUUCUGUGGCACACAGGUCAUCCAGACCCGCUACUACAGUGGGGAGAGCGUCAGAGCUGUGGUUGUCCGCACAGGCUUCUCCACAGUGAAGGGCCAGCUGGUGAGGUCCAUUCUAUACCCCAAGCCAUCCAACUUCCAGCUGUACAGAGACGCUGUACGCUUCCUGCUGGGCCUGGUGUGUGUGGCAGCUGUGGGAGUGGCCUAUUCCAUCUACACCAGUGCAUCCCAGGGGGAGUCAGUGGGGCGCAUUGUGCUGGAGGCCCUGGACAUCAUAACCAUCACAGUGCCACCCGCCCUGCCCGCCGCAAUGACUGCCGGGAUCGUGUACGCCCAGCACCGUCUCCGGCGAACAGGCAUAUUUUGCACCAGCCCCCAUCGGAUUAACACCUGUGGCCAGGUCAACCUGGUGUGCUUUGACAAGACCGGAACCCUGACUGAAGAUGGCCUUGAUCUGUGGGGUAUUCAGAGAGUUGAGGACAGCAGGUUCACUCCUCCGGAGCAGGAGAUGGUGGAGGAUGGCCAGGCCCCCUCCCACUUUCUGGUCGCCAUGGCGUCCUGUCACUCCCUGACCCGAAUCGAAGGCCGGCUCGCCGGAGACCCUCUUGACAUCAAGAUGUUUGAGGCCACCAGCUGGGACCUAGAGGAGCCCAGUCUUGACGAGACCUCCAACCAUGACCUCAUCAUGCCCACGGUGGUACGACCUGCCAAGCCGCCCCCUGGAAGAAGCCCUCCCUGCCAGGAGAUCGAUCAGGAUAUCAGAGAACUUAUGGGGCAGUAUGAAGUCGGGGUGCUGGCCCAGUUCCCCUUCUGUUCCAGUCUGCAGCGUAUGAGUGUGGUGACCCGUGUGCUUGGGGAGCGCAGGCUGCAGGCCUACCUCAAGGGGGCACCAGAGACUGUGGUCAGCCUUUGCCAACCAGACACGGUGCCCACAGAUUUCUGGGAGGUGCUGGACAGUUACACUCGCCAGGGCCUGAGGGUGAUUGCACUGGCUCACCGGCAGCUCGAACCCAAGUUCACAUGGCAUCGUCUACAUACAAUCAACAGGGAGGCCAUUGAAUGCGAGAUGAAAUUUCUGGGUCUGCUGAUGCUGCAGAACAAGCUGAAACCACAGACAGUGCCGGUCUUGGCGGAGCUCCACCAGGCCCACAUCCGCACCAUUAUGGUGACAGGGGACAGCAUGCUGACUGCAGUCUCUGUGGCGAGGGAAUGUGGUCUAAUCCCACCUCACGCCCAGGUGAUCAUCACAGAGGCCCAGCCCCCGCGUGAGGGGCAGCCCGCCACCGUGUCCUGGAGCUACAGCCAGGACAGUCCCUACCCCAUGCUCCCCCCCGGAGAGACGCAGGUCAGUCUGGGCACACAGCAGAAUCCUCCCCGGACCAGCUACCAUUUUGCCAUGAGUGGCCGAACCUUUGCCAUCAUCCUCGAACACUUCUCAGAGCUGCUGCCCAAGUUGCUGCUCUGUGGGACGGUGUAUGCCAGGAUGGCCCCUGACCAGAAGACCCAGCUGGUGGAAGAGCUGCAGAAAGUGGACUAUUAUGUGGCCAUGUGUGGAGAUGGGGCCAAUGAUUGUGGGGCGCUGAAGAGAGCUCACGCCGGCAUCUCCUUGUCGGAGCUAGAUGCCUCUGUCGCUUCCCCCUUCACCUCCCGCACCCCGGACAUCUCCUGCGUGCCGCACCUGAUCAGGGAGGGCAGGGCAGCCCUGGUCACCUCCUUCUGCGUCUUCAAAUUCAUGGCACUUUAUAGCAUCAUCCAGUACCUCUGUGUGCUGCUGCUCUACUCGAUCCUCAGUAACAUGGGAGAUUCCCAGUACCUGUUCAUCGACAUCGCCAUCAUAAUGUCUUUGGCGUUCACCAUGAGCCUUAGCCCGGCCUGGAAACAGCUGGUGGCCCAGCGCCCCCCGUCCACGCUACUGGCCCCCCCUCUUCUGCUCUCGGUGGUGGGGCAGAUCCUGCUGGCUCUCUCCUUCCAGACCACCACCUUCCUGCUGGCUAAUAUAUAUGAGCAGAAUGAGACCCAACCUUCUGAUUGGCUGGUUGGGAACACGACAGGAACGACAACCAAUGGGAGUAGACCAGUAUCUGACAAAGAUGAGAAGGAUUCCGACAACAUUGAGAACCUGCAGAACACCAGCCUGUUCUUUGUGUCGGGCUGCCAGUACCUCACCGUCGCCCUGGUCUUUAACCGGGGACCCCCCUUCCGCCAGCCCCUCUACACUAACUAUCUCUUCAUGCUGUGUAUUGUAUUCUGCUACGGUUUCCUGAUUGUCAAUCUACUGCACCCUGUACCAGCCCUGCAGGACUUCUUCCAGCUGGUGUUCGUACCCAUGGAAUGGCGUGUAACGCUGCUGGGACUCAUCAUAGCCAAUCUGAUCCUGGCUUUUACACUAGAGAGUUUCAUUACAGAUUUCAAAGACCUGUGGAAUAGAUCGUUCUCUAGGCAGAAGCUAGAUGAGCCACACCCUGAUUCCCUCUGCCCACAGAUGGAAGUGGAUGGAAUACCAUCUCCCAGCCACCGUGGUUGCUAUUGCCGCAGCUCCGAGCCCCCCCGAGCCCAGUACCAGCGUCUCGCCCAGCAGCUGCUGCUGGAUCCUGACUGGCCGCCCCCGCCGAGCACCAAAGCAAAGCCCCCCACCUGCGUCGACAGCGGUGCAGUACAGGGCCUGGUGCCCCAGACCACACCCCUUUGAGUAACCAUGUUGUUCAUGGAGGUAACAAACAUCCUCAGAAAUGGAUCUCGACCUGUGGCCAUCAGCUCUGGUCCUGGUCUGAACCUUUCCAUGCUAAUCACCACUCAUCUCAGAGGAACAAGGGACCUGUUGGUUUUUGACAAAUAUGCCAGUUUUUAUGGCCUGUAUAGUCAAUUCCUUAAUGUGGUAUGUGGAAGGAUUCCCUUGUGACUCACAUGCUACCUGGAGCAUGCCUGAUCCCAGUACACAAAUCACAUCCACAAUAUCACUGUUGUCUUUGUUAUAUCGUGUAGGAUAUGAGUCCAAAUGAUGAGUGAAUCUCUCACCUUUAUGAUCACAAUUAGAAGUCAUCAAACUGUGAAAUGUUUAAAUUCACACACUACAUGUGAGGGGCAAUAUUUGUGAUAGUGUCCUAAUUGACAAACAGGCUAAUUAUCUAUAAUAACUGUAAGAUUAUGACCAAAUGUCAUUAAAUGCAGAGUUUAGCUACCAUUGAGGAGAUGUUUUUGCUUCGACCAAACCUGUGCCAAAUUGUACAAUAAGUCACGAAAAGUUAAAAGCGAUGUACAAAAAGAUUCUUUUAAAAACAAGUGAUUUCUUUGAGUGUUAGGAGCAAAUGAAGACCACAACACAGCAUUUUAUAACAGUAAAUGGAUCCCAUGUGUCCAAGGCCUUCAAGUAAGGUCAGAAAAGAAAACAAUAAUUUUAUAUUUCCAUUCAUUUAUUUAAACAAAAAGGAGCCGACUGUAUUAUUCUUUAAACAACUUUGAACUUUUGAUCUGCAUUUCUGUUGAACAGACGUACAAGUAGAUACUGUACCCGAUUACUGUUCAAGGGAUUUUACUUAAGCAUGUAUGUAUAUUUUGUGUUGAAUGACAUAUCUCUUGUAAAAAGCCUAUGUGUAUAUAUGGAACACAAAGAACAGCAUCAAUAAAUUUAUAACCUAUGAA